AUGGCUCGACCAAACAAGAUCCUCAUUGUUGGCGGAACGGGAACGAUCGGCGGGUACAUCGCGCUUGAGGCUCAUUCCCGCGGCUACGCUGUGACUAUUGGUGGUCGCAAGUCAGUGAAAGGCGUCCCCGUUCUAGAGGAUCUGCCCUUUAUCAAAGCCGAUUAUGUUGCUGGCGAAUACACUUCGGAAACACUCUCAGCCUUUGACAGUAUUGUCUUCUCAGCUGGCGCCGACAUGCGACACGUGCCUGACAAGACCUCGGCGGACGAGUACUACUUACAGUCGGCCGAGAGUGUAAUCGAAUUUGCUCAACUGGCCCGCGACGCCGGAGUCGAGAGAUUUGUGCAUAUCGGCAGCUUCUAUUGGCACAUUGCACCUGAACUGGUUGAAAAGACUCCCUACAUUCGGUCACGGAAGAUGGCUGCCGAGGGCGUUGCUUCACUAUCAAGGCCGGGAUUCCACGCUUGCAGCCUGGAUGCACCAUGGGUCGUCGGAACCGUACCAGGCAUGCACUCCCCUAUGUUUGCCGCCUACGUCCAGUUCGCCGAGGGCAAGCUUGGUAUGGGUCCUUCUGUGAUUGAUGCAAACUCCAACUUUGUUUCUAUCCAAGCUCUGGCGACGGCAACUAUCGCCGCGCUAGAGAAUAGCGAGUCCGUGUCUAGCAGAACAAUUCUCAUUGGAGGCGAGAACAUGACAUUCGCCGAGUUUUUCGGCCUCAUCUUCUCUGCUGUGGGCAACAAUGUACCAGUGUCGACCUCGGACCAGGAACAUCCUCUAAUACCGGAAUCGGCUCUUUGGGCUGGGCGUAAGAUUAAAGUUUAUGAGCCUGAUGCUGAGGAGGAAGCUCUGCUUGGUGGAUAUCGUCGAUUUCGUGUUCAAGAUAUAGUUAAGCAAGUAGUUGGAGAAUAUCAUUCCUCAUAG
Fusarium redolens is the source of this 921-nucleotide messenger RNA. RefSeq lists its product as uncharacterized. The transcript has a single exon. Lineage: Eukaryota; Fungi; Ascomycota; Sordariomycetes; Hypocreales; Nectriaceae. The coding region runs from base 1 to 921 and encodes 306 amino acids. The record is from RefSeq and is a predicted model, not a curated record.